GAAAUUAGCAAGCCUCGCUGCAUUGCACGAUUUCUGCUUUAACUCGGUUGGAAAUCUGCCUGAGCAUUGAUUUUAUUCCGGCUUCGGAAGUGUCUGCAGGCAGACAUUGUUUUCUUGUUGCAUCAGCGCGUCGCCUACCGUCGAACUCGAAGGCAAUAAUAUACACCACCGCUAUUGAAUAACACGCAUCUACGCCUUUCCUGUCCCUCUUCAACCCUCGACUCCCACAUCCAAAUAUCGAAAAUGUUCAAGAAGAAGCCUCAGAUCAAGAACCUGUCCCCUCUACGGUCCUCGGAUCGUCGAAAACUCGCCGACCAGAUCAUUGCAGACUACAAAGUGCAUGUUCCAACAUUAGCAGAGAUCGAUCCUACCACUACGACCGCAGACGGGCAGGCUCCCACAAGCAAUCCUACUCCUGCCCUGUCAUCUGUGCGGACCUCUCUCGUUCCCGAGUCAUGUCUGUCUGCACGCUUUACCACACAUGCCGGCCCUAACUCUACUCUGGUCUCCGGAACAAUUUACGUCGGUGCGCAUCCAGGACAAGAGGAGAGAAUAUUAUGGAUACAAUAUGGGAAAGAUGCGAAGCUUUACCCUACGGUAUACACACUGUGGCACAACCCGGGUAUAGUUCCACUUCUGCACACACCAGACUUCGUGGUCGAGAAACUCCGCACGGGAGCGGACUUGAUGACUCCCGGCCUUGUUGGUGGUCCACCAUGGCCGGAGCGUGCAAAACAAGGAACGGUAAUAGCUGUCGCAGGACUUGAAAAGCCCAGCGUACCGAUAUGGGUGGGCAUAUGCAAGAUUGACAUAUCUAGUCUCGGCCGCGUGCAAGGAAGCAAAGGAGCAGCGGUCGAAGGUGUCCAUUGGGAAGGUGAUGAACUCUGGAACUGGAGCCAGACUGGGAGUGGUGGACGAGCUCCACCGGAGAGGAUAGAAGAUUGGGAACCGACACCAGAAGGCGUCGAAGAAGGCGUGGGAAAGUUGGAUCUCGAAGAUGAUGAUGAAGAUGAUGCGCAAGAGGGUGGUGUUGCCCUGGAGUCUUCGAACAUCGCAGGUCAAAGUGGUGCUGAAGGAAAAGGGUUCAACGGAGUACACGAAGAAGGAGAGCCUGAACACGAACCCAGUACUGCGGAGGUCGACGAAGCCUUUGUGCAAGCGUUCAUCUACGCUAUCUACAACGCCAAAAAGGACGGUGACCCUCCGCACUACGGCAUGGACUUCCCACUGCAGCCUUCGUUCGUCAUAGCGAACAUGAUACAGCCGCAUCUCAAAUUCCAGAACCAGCACUUCACGAUCAAAAAGACCUCGUGGAAGAACACCAAGAAGUUCAUUAAACACUUGGACAAGUCAGCCCUUGUCAAGACAAAAGACAGAAAUGGUGGCGAAACAGUCAUUUUGGAUAUCGACUUCCACGAUGAAAAGGUCAGGGCCUUCGCACCUUACAAGCUGCCAAAGCCGAAGACCGCGUCGGCUACCCCGAAUGACGGCGGACAGGCGACAUCCAAUGGGGGCGGCGAUCCUUCCUUGGGCCAAAAACUCACCUUACAAACAGUCUACCGUGCUUCAAGCAAACUUGUUCCCGACCUGAUUCCGUCGAAGACCACGUACUACACCUCCUCACAGAUCUCAGCCUUCCUGAAGAAGUACUUCGAGAACAACCCGUCACUAUCGACAGGCACGUCCUCUCCACGAUUCGUCAAGCUCGACCCAUUCAUCGCAAACAACAUCCUAUCUUCCAAUCCUUCGGCCAGUGACACAAGGACGCUAGCAUUAGGAGAAAUCGCCCGCGACGCCCUCCUUAAACGCAUUCUCGACGACUCACAUCUCUGCCUACCACAUUGGCUCCUCCUACGAAAUGGACAGACAUAUGAUCCAGAUAACCCCGAUCCAGCCCUUAAGCCCAAGUCCGGUCCGCCUCCUCACGUGAACAUCGUGCUGGAGAAGCGGACGGGAACGAAAGUCGUCACCAGGAUUUCAGGUCUUGAGGUCUUCGGCAUCAAUCCGCAUCUUCUGGGCCCAGAGUUGCAGAAGAAGUGUGCAGGCAGUGCAAGUGUAGGACAGCUGAUAGGUGGCAAGCCUGGAGUGAUGGAGGUCCUGGUGCAAGGCGACCACAGUGAUGUUGUGGAGAAGGAGGUGGGCAGACGAGGCGUGGACAGGAGAUGGGUGGUUGUCGACGAUAAGACGAAGAAGAAAAAGAAAUGAAUGGACGACCAAAAGGCAAUGAAAGGACUCUGGUUGAAUAUUACUGAGAGCAUUGGUCUUGAAUUCCUACCGUGAAGCCAGUUUGGACAUACGCGUCUCGAGGCAUUGCGCUGGCGAAGGCUCUACCUUACUCAGUGUAUACUGUAGAUAUUCCGCGACAAGCAAUAUACUUGCCCACGACAUCCCUCACUCCCCAUCCUGCUCGUCCUCGGUCCAUUGCCUCCGUUGUGGGAACACUUCUCACCUUCAACGAUCCUACCUGUUCUAGCGCAUGCAGUCCUUCCUCUCCCUGCUGGCAUGCAUUCGAGUCCAGUUCCAUAUCUGCCUUUGCAUGCAUACUAUACCUAGGUACUAGUACUGUGGGUACAGUAGGUGCAUACA
This is a messenger RNA of Exophiala viscosa, 2586 nucleotides long. RefSeq lists its product as uncharacterized. The coding region runs from base 244 to 2205 and encodes 653 amino acids. NCBI's taxonomy places the organism in Eukaryota, Fungi, Ascomycota, Eurotiomycetes, Chaetothyriales, Herpotrichiellaceae. Gene Ontology annotation, biological process: formation of translation preinitiation complex; translational initiation. The transcript has a single exon. Gene Ontology annotation, molecular function: translation initiation factor activity. The record is from RefSeq and is a predicted model, not a curated record.